Schistosoma curassoni is the source of this 9067-nucleotide messenger RNA. Lineage: Eukaryota; Metazoa; Platyhelminthes; Trematoda; Strigeidida; Schistosomatidae. The record is from the annotation of a GenBank genome assembly.
UCUUGACCUCUACAUGGCAUAAAUAUGCAUUAUUUUAACUUUGAUCACACAUCAAUCAUCAGUUCAGAGCGGAAAGACAUCAAAAUUUCGACGAAUGAAAUAAAGGUACUAACAGCAGUGGGAAACUUCAAGAAGAAAAACGGAAGACCUAAGUAAGUCUAGCGGUUAAGAUUCCUGGCUCUCAGCCAGGCGGCCCGGUGUUCGACUCCCGGCGCGUCACAAUUUUGCCCCCAAAUGCCCUGAUACGGCCUAGAGUGGGGAGAGUCAUCCCUCUCUCUCGAAAUGCUCUCACGUGGUCACGUGCAUACAACCACUAACUCGUGGCGGGAGUGUUGUUUACGAAAUUGAGAGGGCGAAAAGAGAAUGUCCAGCGUUUUAACUGGGUCGGUGGACACGGAGGGUUCACCUAGAGGAGUUGGAAAACCCUGAUUGCAAAUCAGUGGUGCACAUGGGCUCCAGUAUCGUGAAGGAACAAAUGGCGUAUGAACCAACCGUUGGUCACCGGCUACCAUGGGAUUGCAUCUCCUUAUGUUGCUCUACUGCCUUGUGGAUUAGACCUUUAGGUCGACGGCUCCGGGUGUGGCCACUAAGGAAACCACCUGCUUCGGUUUGGGCAAACGGGCAGUAUCCAGCCCUCACACAAAUCGAAUGAUUUGUGUGGCGAAUAUCUAUUUGGUGCAUCCUUAUACCAAUGUUUAUGUCUUUAAAUAAAUAAUAAGUAAAUAUAGCAAAUAAGAUGGAUAAAAUAUUACAGUAUUCAAUUUUUAUAGAAAGAUAAUAAUCAGACUCAUCUAUACUACUAUAAUCGGUUUUCAGAUGAUAACAUUUAGGGUCUUUGGCAGUUGAUUACAAUUAUCUCAUAUAUAGAUCUUAUUGUGAAAUAAGCUGACAUAUGUCUACAAUCAACAGUAGGUAAUUGUAUCUUCUCAAUAGUUCUCUCUGUAGUUAAUAUUAUUUCUUGUAUUUCGAUAUGCAUAAAAAUACUUUCAUUAUAUGUGCAUACGUAUUUUGAAAAGUGGGAUAAUAUUGUUAAUUUAUGUACGAAUACUUUUAUAUAUUUUAAUGAACUAUGUAUUUCUCCUUAUAUCUGGUACUAUUGUGUUUAAAAGUCAGCACGUAAAUGGGUGUAUGUUGUGAAUGCAUCUGAACGACUUGUUUUGGGGACAUCUUUUUGAUUAGUCAAUAAAUCUCUACGUGCCUCAAUCUUUUGUGUUCUUGCUUGUGGCAUAGAAAUUACAAUGGUUCUGGUUUCCGAAUACGUGCAGUAGGAUUGCGGAUUCAACAAAGGCGACAUGGACCUAACAUUUAACCUAUUUAAUAAUACCUGAUUACUUAUAAAUCUAGAAUUUUCCAGCAGAUAUAAAAUAUAGCAAGUAAAUCGACUGCAAAUUCUUGUUAUGAAUCGUUAUCAGAAAGGCAAUUGAUAUGACGAGAUCUGUAUCUCGUUAUUUAGUGUUCCGUAAGCAGUGACUAAUAGAUGUAUUGAGCGUUUCAUGUAUCAACUCGCUUGUAAACUGUCAAAAUAGAUGCCACCUUUACUUCAUUUAUUCAUUACUGCAAUUUUAAUUUGGUGCCUAGUCAGUGUAUUCUGUGAUUGGUUAGCUUGUGAAGACAGACGCAAUCUGAUACACUGUAUAAGUGAAUAAAUUAUGUUGUAGGAACCACUUCUGCUUACUUCAUACUUUCUGUCUUAAUAUACUCUUGUUGUUACGUAGUUCUAGUUACUUAAAUGGUCAAAUGGGUAUGACCGAUAGCACACGACUUGGUCGAAGCCCUAGUCCUAUAAAAACAAAAAAGUAUUUCAAUUUUGAUUAAUAAAUCAAAAAAAUCUUUGUAAAACUAGUGAAGUAUGAUAUAAUGUUGAUCUCAUUCAUUAAGGACUACUUAAUAAUAAAUUAAAACAUCCAAUAGUAUCGAAUACUAAAACUAAGGUACGCGAAGAAAUUUGUGGAUCUCAGUUAAAUCCAUAAAAUACAAGGUAAUAAUAUGUUUCAAAAUAAAUAGUGAAUGUUUGUAAUGUUCAAAUGAAUUGUAGAUAAAUUGGGUAGGAGUAAACGUUCAGUACCUGCUUCACUUUGGAUUAAUGAUAUAAACAUACUCAAUAAAGUUAGUGGUUAUUGUAAGAAUGUGUUCGAAAUGAUUACCAGCCACAAGCGUAUUACACCACAUGUAACAUCAAACUUUUCUAUUUCUCCCUAAUGGCUAAAACUUGACCACCAAUCUCAAUGAUUUCCCUCUCUCUUACAGCCACACCACAUUACAAAAAUCCUUGUGUUCUUAAAAGUCGCCAACUUCGUCACCGAUCUCAUCAGUUUUCUAAGAAUCUCCGGAAAACAACCAGACUGUCUACAUUAUACAGGUCCCAAGUUACCCCUAACUAUGUAAGUGAUCUGUUUCUUUGCAUUUGAUAUAUCCAACAUCUUUAUGUUUUAUCGAAAGCUAACUAUAUUUCUGCAAAACAAUUUUAUACGAUAAUCGAAUAGAAAACAUGCCUAAGUAGUUGAUUUGAUGUAUUUUGAAAUACAACUUUAUGAACAAGUUUAGAACCUCGUUUAUAGUUAUAGAACAAUUGAUUUACAGUCCUAUUAUGCAAUGUCCUAUCACUGGUUAAGUAAAAAUGAAGUGUAUACUAUAUAUAUCUAUGAGGCAAAUUAUCACACUUCAAAUUAACAUCAUAAUAGCCUAAAAUUUUUGCCAAAUCAAUGCACUCAUACAUAGUGGAUAAAAGCAGAAUUAUUGUUACUGUGUGUUAUACACGGAUGAAAGGACCGUCCAGUACUUCCAGGUUUUCAGUCGUUCAUGAUUUCAAUGAAAUUCAAUAAUCUCCAUAACCCCAUACUGUAAAUUUUAUUAUCUGUUUCUCAUCUUUUUAAUCAGUGUGUAAUAAUAAAUAGUUUUUUUGUUAUAUCCCAAUGAGUGAAAAAUUGUAUUUCCGAUGUCUCAUGACUGUAUGUAAGCCACUUCCUCGGAGUAAAUAAAUAACCGAAGAAGUGGCUCAUAUUAAGUCACGAAACAUUAGAAAUGCAAUUCUCCACUUGCUGGGAUAUAACAAUAAAAUGUAUUUAUUAUUAACUUUCUACCUAAUGCUCGGUGUAUUUGAAACUACAAAGUCCAACCUUGGGAUUAAUACUUACAGUAUGUAAGUCCUUCAACUACUUUUUUUCCUCAAAAUAUCCUCAAAGUCAAUACCGCUGACAGUACAUGUAUUAAUCUUUAAAUGUAAAGACGAAAUCCAUACAUUUCUCUUUCGUCUUAUCAUAAACACACUUUGUGGAUAAAAUGGUCAAAUGUUCUUCAAACUUUUGUUCAUCAAAAUAUGUAAAUAGUUUUCCUUUUCUUCUUAUUCCUUAAACAGUAUUUCUUUUUUCCUUCCCUACUUAUAUUAUUCACUAGAAAUGGAAAUUGCGGUCAACAGAAGAUUCUGUUGGAAUUCGAUUAGUUUCUUCACUUGAUUUCGAUAGAGAUCCAGAAGCGAAACUAUCACAGACUCCACAUUGGGUUUAUACUUAUGCAUCAAGAUAUGAAAAGUGAGCUUUCCCUACUCAUUCUUCUUUUCUAGUUUAUGAUAAUUCACAGGAAUUUCUUUGUCAGUUUGUUUUUCGUGAUCUAUCACAUUUGUUAUUAUUUCAAAUGAAAAUCUCACUUCAUAUUAUAAUUACAUUACUGUGUCAUAUAUUGGUGAUAGUCGUUUAGAUAAAUAUGUCAGCAUUUUAUGCUGUUAUUUAAACAGUGCUGCUGUAGUGAACAAGAACACCAGUGGGGACAAUCAAAUGUAUUUGACUCAAAAUUACAGGACUUGUUAAUAAAAUCUAACAAUCAAAUAGUAAAUACGUAAUUUGAAAAUGUCCAUCAGUUCUCUCAUAAUGACUCAGACUUCAUUGUUCUUGCAUUUUCAUACAAGUCGCAUUCUGUUUCCAUUCUUUACUGUUCGAUCCCUUUGUCUUUCUGCUGCCAGACCUUCUGUUCACGAGUAACGUCAUAUACUACUUAUGUCAGUAUAAGUAGCACACACCACACUGCCACCAAUCUUAAUUUCAUCAGUUAUAUAUUUUGUCAUGUAUAUUUAUCAUUGUUUGGGAAGAAGGUCCUGUUUACUCAGAUGCUAACCAUUAAUUAAUGUAAUAACUGUCAGAUGACAACAUGGAAAAAGUUACUUCAAUACUAAAUCUCACUUGUAGUACUGUAUCAGUAGCUGUGUAAACAGAAAUAUCGUACCAGGUACUAUCUAGCGUCUAGCUAUGUAUCACAAUAUUGCAAGAGUUCAGCAAUUACUUGAAUAAGUUGGUGGUUGUAUUUGGGAUAUAUAAUUAUCCUAAGUGCUAUGCUAGUAAUUUGCAUUUAAUUGUUAGUCACACCACUUGAAAGUCCCCCCAAAGGGCAAUUACUUGCAACCAGUUAUACAUAACCUUCUUGUGAAUAAUAUCGGUUUCGUUAGCUGCGUGCUUUCCAAAAUUUUCUACCGUUGUUUAAAAUCCAUGGUCGACAUUUUCGCAUGUUCAUAUCUAGUUAACAUUAAUAAAAUGACUUCAAUCAAAUAGAUUUUAUUGGUCAAGGAAAAUGAAUCAAAAAUCUAGUUUUUAUAAACCAUUUAAAAUUGAAGUUGCUAACACCGAACCCUCUUGCUUUAAGUGAGCAGCGAACAUUUUCAUAUAACAUGCGUUCUUUUUAAUAAGUUUUAUGGGAAUUAAUCUGAAAGCCUCCUUUAUCUAAAAGUAGAUAUUUCGAUAAUUUCUAAUAGUAACUUUUUACUUUUAAAUUUUCUAUUUUAGAAGUGAAAUGAAAUCUCAUUUGUUACUUGGAGAUGUCUUACGAAUUUUAUAUUUAUUACUAGUAAAUCGUAGAAAUCAAUUAGUUUUAAGAAAUGUUUUAAAACACUGUCGACAUUAUUGUCGUAGAAUACCUUCAGGUGAUAUUCAUAUUUAUACAUCAACUGGUUUAUCACCGUUAAGAUCGAUUUCUUUACCACACUAUUCAUGCACCAUUUCAAAAUCUACUCCACUAUUUAUUGUACACUGGUAUUCUGAUAAUAUUUUAAAAGAAAUAUUAACUGUUACGUAUAGUUGUUUGCCAUUACAUGAAACUUGGUACGAUUGUUGUCCAAAAAUGUUACUGCAUACAUUAUCAUAUUUAAUUUUUAAACCAGAUGCAAAAAAGCGUAUUUUAAGCUUUGCAAAAACCUUCUCUAUUAAACCUGGACAAAUGCCAAGUGCGUUUUCAUUGUUGCCAAUAAUGCGAACAAACGAGAACGAUUCUACGAAAUGUUCAUCACUUGAUAACCUACAUAGUGGCCAUCAUGAUUUGGAAUUGUAUACAAAGUUAUCUGAUUGUCUUCCAAAAUCACUUACAACUAUAUUGAAAACGAAUUUUGGUUUGCCCGUUUAUCAUAUUGCAGGAUUUGGACUGCUUAUUAAUUCUUUUCAUAACACUUGCAUUCAUGUUUUCACUGAUACCAAGCCUAGUGUGCAUUAUAAUUUGAAUGUCCCGUUGAAUGAACAGUUAUCCGUUAAUUUGUUCAUUAUCAUGCAACAUUUACAUCAAGCUGUAUCUGUUUGUUUGUGCAGACUACGUGAUUCUUAUGCAUCGCUUAUGUCAGCUGGUGCCUGUCUAAGAGCAAGAUAUGAACUUUCAAAAACCCACUGUAACGAUACUCAGCAACUGUCUUAUUUACGUAUUGCUCGAGGUCGCGCACGUCUUUUCGAAUCAGAAGCCGUUGCUCGAGAUAAUAUUGGUCGCAUAUUUAAUGAAGAGGUUAACCCUCAUAUUCUUAAUCUAAUAAACCUAUUGGAACGUAUAUACCAUAGUUUACGUCACUUAACUGGAAAUACUUUCUUAUUUGGUCCAUUUUACAAUCAGAAUAUUAUGUCUUGCAAUGACGGAAACUUGACUUUACUAAACUCCAAACAAUGGGUUGUCGAGUCGCUCAAAUAUGUGAAAAAAUUAGUUCAUUUGUCAAAUGUAAUACCAAAGUUUAACUUUUCUCUCUUUAUUGAAACAUCUUUUCAUCUAUUAGAAUAUCUAACUAUUGAUGUAACUAGACAUCUUCAUUUAGUUAUGGAAAAAGUGUUAUCUUUCAAGAAUCAACUAUCGCAGACCUAUACAUCCAUUACUAAUUCUUGGAUUCCAGCUUACAAAGGUUUAUCCACUGAAGUUAAUUCACGUGCUGAUAUUGACUUGAAGUAUUUCUUUUCGUCACUGCAAAGCCAGUAUGAUGUAAUUGAGGUUUGGGCUCGACGUCAGCAUGAAACAGAAUUAAGAUCUAUUGGUAACGAAAUGAUAAACCUUCUCAAGAUACUUGCUAAAUGCUGGAAUUGUCAGUGGCUAUAUAGAAAUUUGAAGUUACCAUGUCCUGUUUUAAGUAUUCCAUAUGGUUCCAAAAAUAAUUCAUCUCAUUUAUUUCUGAAAGAACCUGGCAUAAUUUCGUUAUCGUCUUGGCCACCAGUUCAUCCCAGUUUUAUUCUUACUCAACAUAUAGUCCAAACAAACUCACAGGAACACACCAAUCAGAACGUUAGUUCUCUCAGCAAUGAUACACAGGAGUUUGUCUACUCAAAACUGACAUUUUCGCAAGAUACUUCGACUAGAAUAUCCAGUUCUAACCUAAAAACAGAAUUACCUUCCAUCGUUAAUAAUAAAAGCCAUAAGGCUGGUGCAUGUCAUUUUUCACCGAGCAAUAAUUUUGUUUGUGAAACGCUGUCUGGUGAGCAGGUUAGUGUUACUUCAGAUUUAAGUGUUAAAUCUCCUGUACCGCAAACUGUCAGUUAUCAUUUUCCUAGCUGUCCACCUGAUAUAAAUAUUUUCACCCCUUCUGACCAAUUUCUUCCAGUUGAUAGCACGACAAAUACAUCCACGUUUGCAUCAUCAGAUCUUCGCAGUCAUCGAACUACUGGAAAAUUAUCAACUACUAAAAAUUUACUUACUCAGCCGACUUUAAAAAACAACUCGAAUUUGCUGAACUCAGAUAUUAGAGAAACUAACUACCAUGAUUCAUCUUUUGUUAGUGUAAGUAAUCCUUUAGUUACUGACGUCAGUAACAGUAGUCUGGAGUUUGAUUUAACAGACACCAAUAAAAAAUCGUCUAAAGAAGCAACACUGGUGGAAUCAUGUGUUCAAAAUUUGUGUGAACCUUGCCAGAAUCACCCUACAUCCAUUUUGAGUGACAAUGAAUCAAAAAAAGAUGCCUAUUCAGUUGAUACACAAUAUUGUAAUGCUCAUAGUGAGACUAAUGUUAAUCAAGAUUAUCAGAUUACAGAUGAUAUUUCACCACCUGUCGAGUGCUUACUCACAGUCUCUCAAGAUAAUGACCCAUUAUUUCAGAACAAUGUACGAAUAUCAUAUACACCAACUUUCAAGAACUUGAUAGCAUGCGAUACCAAUCAAAUCGAGAACGGCUAUUCAGAUCAGUCUUCAGUUGUAGUAAAUCAUCCGAUCAUAUCUCCAAAUGUUGCAAAUACAGUCAUUUCAAACUCAUCAACCUUAUCGAACUCACUACAAAAGACUUGUAAUGGACAUGCUAAAAUACCCCCACAUACAUCUCCAUCCAUUUGUGAUAAAGAUAUCAUCACUGAAAAUAGAGUUUUUCCUACUAUUUCUCCCAAGAAUGCUGAUAUUGAGAACUCAAAGUCCAAAUUUUCUCAGCCCCCACGAGAUGUUCACGAUCGGAAUGGUUCGCUAGAUGAAAGUGUUCCCAUCUCAGGUUCGAAGUCUGAUCUACCCAUUUCCUCAAGCUCAUACGACCCAGUCUCCACAAAUUCCAAAACUUGUGAUCAUCACGCAAUGAAUCCCUUUUCGGGAGAUGCUUUUGCUAAAUCACAAAGAUGUUCAUGUCCUCCUCUAGAAGAAAAUAAGGCUAGUAAUAAUUUCAGUUUCGUUAAUAAUAAAACGAGUGAGCUAGUAGGAUCUACUGACAUGUGUAAAAAGCAGUCGAAAGAAAAAUCUGUUAAAAAAGUGUGUAUUUACCUACCGGAUAAUGCUAUUACUAAUUCUCCUACUAAAGAUAUUGUGUCUCAUUGUAAUAGUGAAGAAAAUCAUGAAGUAUCCGACGAACCAGAUAAUUGUAUAAUAUCCCUUGACAGACGACGAGCUGGGAAGCUUAAACGAAGGUUAAAAAAAAUUAACCACUCGACAUUCGAAAUACAAACAUCCACUACUUCCUCCGAUACCUCAGACACUUCUCAAAUCAUUCUUGUAAAUAACAGCGAAAGAGCUUCCAAAGAUAUACAAGCAAUGAAUAAUAUAUGUUACAAGCCGAUCACUAACAGUAUUUCGUUUGAGGGAACUCUGCUCAAUUCAUAUAAUUUAACUAACAUCGAUGAAACCCACUCAGUAAAUAACAUCAAACCUGUUACUCCUUGGCCAAAAGAGAAAUCUUUGCAUCCGCAAGCUCCUGGUCCAGUCACAGCCGCUAUAUUAGGCCAGUCUGUUCCCGUAUUAUCUUCUGAUAUUUCAAUUGAUCUAACUGUUGAUGAUUAAAAUAGGCUUAGUUUUAACAUUAAAUAGCAUGUAAACUAAGUUCCGAUCAGAACAUCCACUACUUACAAAAAUUUGUGUAUAAUCUUGUACAUAUUUAUUGCUCUCCAAUUCUAUACCAAGAUUCAUUUUGUGCAUUUCACUGAAUUUUACUCUGCGUCAACUAUUUUUAUAGCUUCAUUUUAUGAUACAUUUAUUUAAUUUUACAGGGUUUUAAUUAUGUAACGAAUUCCUUGUGGCAUAAUUUUUUGUCAAUUUUACCAAUAAAAUAGUUCAUUUUCUUGAGUGUGUUGCCUCAUCCCUGGGUUUUCAUGCUCUGAAACUGACCGCAAAUAACUUAAGACAUGGAUAUGUACCGGCUCGUUACCACAUUGGAUUAUCUGAGAAAUUCAACAAAGAGGAGUCAGAAUGAAAAUAGCAGUGGACAAACUAAACUGGAUGAGUAUUUGAAAUAUAUGAAUUAAUUCAUUAAUAUAAACUACGUAAUAAUGCUAAACUCAAGAGUAAGAAGAAUGAGAACUGCAACUAAUUUAUUGCUUUAUCAUCCAGACUUUGAACAGUUAUCUGUUAAGCCUGAAUGAGGAGGUGUAGACCUCCCCAC